This is a messenger RNA of Zea mays, 936 nucleotides long. Its product is annotated as 60S ribosomal protein L19-3. Gene Ontology annotation, cellular component: cytosolic large ribosomal subunit; ribosome. Bases 82 to 705 code for a protein of 207 amino acids. The transcript is spliced from 5 exons. Gene Ontology annotation, molecular function: RNA binding; structural constituent of ribosome. The record is from RefSeq and is marked validated. Lineage: Eukaryota; Viridiplantae; Streptophyta; Magnoliopsida; Poales; Poaceae. Gene Ontology annotation, biological process: translation.
CUCCGCCGCCUGCCGCACUCUCCUGCGACGCCACAACCACACGUUCACGGUAGCGAGAGCUUAUCGUCGUCGGCGGUGAAGAUGGUGUCGCUGAAGCUGCAGAAGCGGCUCGCCGCUAGCGUCCUCAAGUGUGGGAAAGGCAAAGUCUGGCUUGACCCCAAUGAAGUCAGCGAGAUCUCCAUGGCUAACUCCCGCCAGAACAUCCGGAAGUUGGUUAAGGAUGGGUUUAUCAUCAGGAAGCCUCAGAAGGUUCACUCUAGGUCCCGUGCAAGAAGGGCACAUGAGGCCAAGCAGAAGGGAAGGCACUCUGGAUACGGCAAGCGCAGGGGUACCAGGGAGGCUAGGCUCCCCACCAAGAUUCUGUGGAUGAGGAGGAUGCGUGUUCUGAGGCGCCUGCUCCGCAAGUACCGUGAGGCCAAGAAGAUCGACAAGCACAUGUAUCAUGACAUGUACAUGAAGGUCAAGGGUAAUAUGUUUAAGAACAAGAGGGUGCUUAUGGAGAGUAUCCACAAGUCCAAGGCUGAGAAGGCCAGAGAGAAGACACUUUCUGAUCAGUUUGAGGCCAAGCGUGCAAAGAGCAAGGCAAGCCGUGAGAGGAAGAUUGCUAGGAGGGAGGAGAGGCUGGCCCAGGGCCCAAGAGAACCAACAGCACCUGUCGCAGCCCCAGCUCCAUCUACUGGGGUGCCAAAGAAAGCAAAGAAGUGAAGUAUGGAAACAAAGCUGUAGCUUUUUGGUACUAUAUAAGCAUGACUUUGGAGCACCUGAAGUAUUUUGCUGUUAUAUAGUUCGUGUCUCAAUAUUCUGAGUCUUGUAUCUCUACCGUUCUGUUGGAUAAUGCAUGCCGUAAGAGUUGUUUAUGGAGCUUUUGUUGUUACAGGACCCCUAAAAAUGUUUGUUUGACGGAUGUUUGGAAUUGUGGUCAUGUUUAUGAAAAUU